Molecule: messenger RNA, 1257 nt
Organism: Sorex araneus (European shrew)
Lineage: Eukaryota; Metazoa; Chordata; Mammalia; Eulipotyphla; Soricidae
Product: ras GTPase-activating protein-binding protein 1-like
Exons: 1
Coding region: 1-1257 (418 amino acids)
Cellular component (GO): ribonucleoprotein complex; cytosol
Molecular function (GO): mRNA binding
Source: RefSeq, a predicted model, not a curated record
AUGGUUUCGGAGAAGCUGAGUGCCCUGCAGUUCGGGCAGGAGUUUGUGAGCCAGUAUUACACGGUACUGAAGCACGCCCCGGAAACACUGCAAAAGUUUUACGGUGAGAAUUCCUCAUACGUCCAUGGCGGAGUGGAUUCCCACGGGAAACCUGCAGCUGCGGUCUACGGCCAAGCGGAAAUCCACAGAAAGGUGAUGUCUCACAACUUCAUGGACUGUCACGUGAAGAUCCUCCACGUGGACGCCCAGGCCACCCUGAGCGAAGGAGUCAUGGUGCAGGUGCUGGGCCUGUUGUCCAACAACAACCAGGAGGGGAGGCGCUUCCUGCAGACCUUCGUGCUGGCGCCCCAAGGCUCCGCUGAAGGGCAGUUCUACGUGCACAACGACAUCUUAAGGUACCUGGAUGAGGUCUUCGAUGGCUUCGACACUCAGGAACUAUCUAAGAAAGAAGUAGAGGAGGAUUGUGAAGCAAAGCAGGAGGAGCCCUUGCCGGAACCCCGGGAAGAGAAGCCUGAGGCCACCGUAGAAGAAGCUGCCCCCGAGGCCACACAGGAGAGCCCCUCGCCGGCCCCAGCGGACCCGGACCCCGUGGAUCCAGCCCCCACGGACCUGGCCUCCGAGGCACAGGAGGACGUGCGGCCUGUGUCAUGGGCGUCUGUGAUCUGCAAGAAACUUGGGCCGGUGACCGGGAUCCCGCCCCACGUGGUGAGAGAGCCGGCCGCCGAGCCACGGCCCAAGACCAAGCCUGAGUCGCCGAUUCCACCUCAGAGGCGGCAGCAGGACAGGAGGGAGAAGCAGGUCAAGCCAAGUCCCCGCGGGGCCAACAGGCAAGGCCCCAGGGAGCCCCGAAGCGCCGCCAGGCACCCCGACAGCCACCAGCUCUUCCUCGGCAACCUGCCGCACGACGUGGACAAGCCCGAGCUCCGGGCUUUGUUCCAGACUUUCGGGAGCGUGGUGGAGCUGCGCAUCCACAGCGGCGGGGAGUUGCCCAAUUUUGGGUUUGUUGCUUUCGACAGCCCUGAGCCCGUUCAGAAGGUGCUUAGCAAAAGGCCCAUCAUGUUGCGCGGGGCCCUGCGCCUGAACGUCCAGGAGAAGAAGCCCCGAGCUGCCCGGGAAGGGAAGCGGCGUGACAAUCGCCUCAGGGGCCCUGACUUUCCUCUUGAGGGUCAAGGGUUCGGCCAGCGAGGGCCGCCUCGAGAGGUCCUGGCGCAGCAGCCGGGCUCGGAGGUGGACGGGGACCUAUCCCCUGGGCAGUGA